This is a messenger RNA of Peniophora sp. CBMAI 1063, 270 nucleotides long. Lineage: Eukaryota; Fungi; Basidiomycota; Agaricomycetes; Russulales; Peniophoraceae. The record is from the annotation of a GenBank genome assembly.
AUGGGCGGCGCGAUUGUAUCUGUACGAGCGCGAGCGGCUCAAAUGACCAAGACAUAUGUGGCCACCUCAAAACAAUGCGCAAAGGCUGAAGGCAAGGAGAAGCUGCGGGGCCAGCUCGAGGACGCCGGCGCCACAGUGACACGGACUCUACAUGAUGGCUUCGAGGUGAAGAUGACUCGCGUACAGCGCUCGUUCUUCAUGCGAGACCACCCUGAUACGCAUCUUGCUGAUAUAGCCGUGGAGGAAUGGAGGAGCGCUGUUGGACGAUGA